CGACGUCGGUUAGAUGCCUCCAAAUGGAUGAGGUUUGUUGGCAUGCAGUGCCGUUGUGCGUGCCUCUCUGCGACUGUGUACUCAUCGGAAUGUAUUCCAUCUUUUAGUUUUCUUCAUCAAGCUGAACAGGGGAAGCUGAACGAUAUGGGAAUUACAAGGACCACGCAGUUGAGUUCUGACCCAGGGCCGAGUGGCGAAUCGAGUCCUAGUACCUCAUCCCCCAGCGGAAAUGGACUUCGGAGUUUCCCUUUGGCAGCUCAGCCGGAAAUUAUGAGAGCCGCCGAGAAGGAUGACCAGUACGCCUCCUUCGUUUACGAUGCCUGCCGCGACGCCUUUCGCCACCUAUUCGGUACAAGAGUUGCUGUGGCUUAUCAGAGUGAGACAAGGCUUCUUGGGCAGAUGCUUUAUUACGUAUUAACAACAGGUUCAGGGCAGCAAACCCUCGGAGAAGAGUACUGUGACAUUACUCAGGUUGCAGGGCCACAUGGACUUCCUCCGACACCAGCAAGACGAGCUCUUUUCAUUUUAUACCAGUCAGCAGUUCCUUAUAUUGCAGAAAGAAUAAGCUCAAGAGUUGCGUCUCGCGGCAUUGCUCUUGCUGAUUCAGUGUCUGGUGAGCCUGACAGCAGCUUUGCUUCAGGGAGCAGUCAGAUCCAAUCUUCUUUAAUGAUUGACCUCCCAUCUUCCUCCACAACAAGGACAUCAGUUUCUUUACUGUCAAGGAUGAGGCAGAAUUUUACUGGACUAUGGGUGCAUACAGUUCAGAGAUGGCCUGCGGCACUUCCCGUAGUUCGUGAAAUUUUACAAUUGAUUCUUCGCACCAACCUCAUGUUUUUCUACUUUGAAGGGCUUUAUUAUCAUAUAUCGAAACGUGCUGCUGGCAUUCGUUAUGUUUUCAUUGGAAAGCCAUCAAAUCAAAGGCCUAGAUACCAAAUACUGGGUGUAUUCCUUCUGAUUCAGCUAUGCAUUAUUGCUGCUGAAGGACUGCGCCGCAGUAAUAUAUCUUCAAUUGCGAGUUCAGUUCAUCAGACCUCCUUCAACCCCAAUCAAAGUUCAGGGCGAGGUUUUCCGGUCCUAAAUGAAGAAGGUAAUUUGAUACCUGUGGAAUCUGGAAGGGGGGGUUGGGCGUCAGAUUCUGCAUCAACUUCAGAGGCUAACGGAGCAAGCGCGACGAGCAAAUGCACACUUUGCUUGAGCAAUCGACAGUAUCCAACUGCUACAGCUUGUGGUCACGUUUUCUGCUGGAAUUGCAUAAUGGAAUGGUGUAAUGAAAAGCCUGAGUGUCCUCUCUGCCGCACCCCGAUAACUCACUCCAGCCUAGUUUGUUUAUAUCAUUCAGACUUCUAGCUUCUGAUAAAAAGAUGAGUUUGGCGUCUUGACGAAAAAGAAAAUAUAGUUGAAAGCGAUCAAGGAGGCCCUCUUUUUUCAACAGUUGUAAUGUGAGAAUAAAAGGGUUUGAACUUGGUGAUGAGAUCUUAAUAUAUUAAUUCAUUUCUAGGAAGCUGAAUCACAGGAACAAGGUUUUUUUUAUGUGUAAAAUCUAUGAUAUGUUGUUAGUUGCAAUUCUCAUGCACUACAAAGAAAAGGAAUAAACAGCUACGGAAUUUUCGAUUGCGAUUAUCAAUAUUUUCGAUUGCGAUUAUUGAUAAAA
Molecule: messenger RNA, 1651 nt
Organism: Manihot esculenta (cassava)
Lineage: Eukaryota; Viridiplantae; Streptophyta; Magnoliopsida; Malpighiales; Euphorbiaceae
Product: peroxisome biogenesis factor 10
Exons: 11
Coding region: 28-1347 (439 amino acids)
Biological process (GO): protein import into peroxisome matrix
Cellular component (GO): peroxisomal membrane
Molecular function (GO): zinc ion binding
Source: RefSeq, a predicted model, not a curated record